Messenger RNA from Pangasianodon hypophthalmus (striped catfish), 2005 nucleotides. RefSeq names its product myozenin 2b (gene myoz2b). Gene Ontology annotation, molecular function: telethonin binding; FATZ binding; actin binding. Lineage: Eukaryota; Metazoa; Chordata; Actinopteri; Siluriformes; Pangasiidae. Bases 186 to 941 code for a protein of 251 amino acids. Gene Ontology annotation, cellular component: actin cytoskeleton; Z disc. The transcript has 6 exons. The record is from RefSeq and is a predicted model, not a curated record.
UGCCAUUCCAACACACACACACACACACACACACACACACACACACACACCCCCAGCCCUGAGUGCUGAGUGUAGAAAGGAAGAGAAAGGAGUCUGUGUGUGAAUCGGACUCUGAGGUGACCUCAUAACGUCCAGGUGGAACUGCAGACACACACACAGUUCGUCUCGACUCACUGAACCUCAUCAUGUCACGAUUCAGCACACUCUCAGCUCAGGAGAGAAAGAAACAAGCGGCGGCCAUUUGCAGUGAAAUCCACGGCACGACCAACGGUGAUACGAUGGAUCUGGGCAAGAAGCUCUCUGUUCCUAAAGACAUCAUGCUGGAGGAGCUCUCUCUCCUGUCCAACCGAGGAUCACGCCUCUUCAAAAUGCGGCAGCGUAGAUCUGAGAAGUACACCUUUGAAAGUAUUCAGAACGAAGCCAACACCAUCUUAAAUAGUGAAGAUCAGACUGAAGCUGAAAACGCAGAAAACAAAACUCCAAACACUCCAGAUGCCAGGAACCCGGCGAACCCUGAGGAGAUCGCACCGGGUUACGGAGGUCCACUGAAGGACGUUCCGCCGGAGAGGUUCAACGCCACGGCUCUGCCCAAAUCCUACCACUCGCCCUGGGAGGAGGCCAUCAUCAACGACCCGGCUCUGGCCGACACGCUGAAGCUCAACAUGCCCGCUCCGGAACCCAGACCCGAGAUGCCCGACUACAAGAGCUUUAACAGGGUGGCCACGCCGUAUGGAGGUUUUGAAAAAGCUCCUCGAGGAAUCACCUUCAAGGUUCCAGAGAUAGACCUGAACCCGCCGAGGUACCCGGAGCUGCAGGACCCCGCGGCCAAGCGGCCCACCUUCAACCGCACGGCUCAGGGCUGGAUCUCCGACGGAGUUCCCAUCAUCUUACCCACAAUCCCCGUGGAGCCGCUGGAGAUCCCCGAGUCCGACGACCUGUAAACGCUAAACACACCUCAGUGUGACGGAGAGAGUCAGCUGGAGUUCACGUCCACCAACACCGCUGAGGUGCAGCCGAGAGAAUCAACACCUGGAGUUCAAAUAAAAUCUGAUUAACUCAACAUUUAAAUUUGAAAUUUCACCAAAAUAUUUUAGUGGAUGAUCUACGUGAAAUCUGCAGCAGCUUUAACAAGGCAAUAAAAAAUAAAUACGUAUAUUAAAAAAAGCUAAGAUUUUAAAAAGUAGUAUAAAUAAAAUUUAAAAAACAAUUAUUACAAUAACAAUUAUAAUAGAUUUUAAUAUAUUAAAUAAUUAUAGAAUUCAUAUUAAUAAUAACAACCUGGCAAGAAUUUAUAAUGUAGUAAGUUAUAACUCAGUAAUAACACAUUUAUCAGGACGAGAAAUUUGUAGAUUUUGUUUUCUUCAAGUCUGAAAUCCCAGAUGUUUAAUAAAAAUAAAUCAUUCUCAUUGCAUCAGAACAUUUCUGUGUUCAGUAGAAAUCAUUCACACUGAACUCUGAACGCUUUUAUUUCUGAUUAAAUUACAGACCAUUACAUGUUUCAGAAACAUCACACGACCUUCACAUGACCUUCACAUGACAUUCACACGACAUUCACAUGACCUUCAGUUAUGAGCUUUAUUUUAUUUUAUGAAAUACAUUAAUACAUUGCACCUUUACACUGAGUCAUAUAUUAAACAUAAAUCAGUAAAAUAGAGAGAGAGAGAGAGAGAGAGAGAGAGAGAGAGACAGAGGGAAGGAGGAGUGUAAAUACAAUCUGCUGAUUUUCUGAAGCUGGUUUUUAUUGUAAAAAGUUCAUGCUGUGAAAUGUGUUGUGUUUUCUGACUGAUUUGCUUUUGUUCAUUAUUUGGGAACCUGUUUGUGUGUGUGUUUGUGUGUGUGUUUGUGUGUGUGUGUGUGUUUGUGUGUGUGUUUGUGUGUGUGUUUGUGUGUGUGUGUGUGUUUGUGUGUGUGUUUGUGUGUGUGUGUGUGUGUGUGUGUUCUGGUUUGAAUUUAUUUUAAUCCCGUGGUGUAAACUCCUAAAUAAAGUGUAUAUUUACCCCAGUGA